CUCCCUCCCCGGGCAUGCCCACUGCGAGCCCGGACUUUGGCUCAACUCUCCCCGAGCCCCGAGCCCUGCACAUAUGGGACGAUGAGAGCGGUCCCCCAUGAGCUCCAGGCCUUUGUCUCUGCGAGGAGAAGGAGGAGGAAGAGGCGCCCGGAGCUGCCCCGCGUCCCCUGAGAGCCUCGCCCGCCCGCGGGCUCCCGGAGGACGAUGCUCGCCUGCCUGGCCAGGGGCAGUUUGCUGGAUAUUCUCCAGGAGGGCUUCACGGAGCAACAGCUCCAGGCAUACGUGGCCUGGGUGAAUUCCCAGCUGAAGAAGAAGCCAACGGUGAAGCCAGUCCAGGACCUGAGACAGGAUCUGCGGGAUGGAGUCACUCUGGCUCUGCUCAUUGAGAUUGUAGCUGGUGAGAAGCUCAGUGGCAUUGAGGCCAACCCCACCAGCCAGCAGGAGAUGAGGGAAAAUGUGGAGAAAGUCUUACAGUUUGUGGCAUCCAAGAAGAUCCGCAUGCACCAGACAUCAGCUAAAGACAUCGUCGACGGGAACUUGAAGUCCACCAUGAGGCUGAUCCUGGCCCUGGCCGCCCACUUCAAGCCGGGCUCUGGGAGAGCCGUGGGUGCCAGCGGGGCUGGCCCGGUGGGGAAGGGCUGGGCAGUGCCCCCGGGCAGCCACAGACCCCGCUCUGCCGCUGCCAUGGCCCAGGGGGCUGUGGCUGCCCUGGCCGAGGUCCGGCAGGACGUGCUGCACUCCGGCCGGGACGUGUUCCGCCACAGGCACCGGAACAGCAGCAUGGAUGAGGAGAUUGAAAAUCCCUACUGGAGUGUCCGGGCACUGGUGCAGCAGUAUGAGGGGCAGCAGAACGUGCCAUUGGAGUCCCACUCCUCCAGUCUCACAUCACCCAGCCCUGUCCACAGUGCAAAGAGUGAAUCCACCGUAGCCCCAUCGGAGGAGAAGGAAAGGCUUGUGAUCCUCCAAACUGAAGAAACAGAAACUAAAACAGAGGAGACUGAUUCCCGUUUCCAGCCUGAGUGGCAAGCAGGGAACUCUGGGUCAUACUUGGAGAACUCAUGGGAGGAGCAGCUUUUGGAGCAACAGGACCACUUGGAAAAGGAGAUGGAGGAAGCAAAAAAGAUGAUUUCAGGCUUGCAGGCUUUGUUGCUCAACGGGUCUUUACCUGAGGACGAGCAGGAAGGGUCCUUUGAGCUCUGUGAACGUGGAGCCUGCCCUGAAGAGCAGCUGAUCAUAAUCCGAAGUCGCCUGGACCAGAGUGUGGAAGAAAAUCAAGACCUAAAGAAGGAGCUGCUGAAAUACAAACAAGAAGCCCGAAACCUCCAGGGGAUAAAGGAUGCCCUCCAGCAGAGGCUGAUCCAGCAGGAUGCUUCAGUCCUGCAGCUAAAGCAGGAGCUGCUGAGAGCAAACAUGGACAAGGAGGAGCUGCACAACCAGAACGUUGAUCUUCAGAGGAAGCUCGAGGAGAGAAACCGGCUGCUGGCAGAGUACAAAAAGGAGCUGUGCCAGAAGGACCGGCACCUGCAGCAGCACCAGACCAAACUGGAUGAGAUGCUCAGGCAGCUCUCCGAGGCCAGCUACCAACAGGUGGAUUUGGAGCGGGAGCUGGAGCACAAGGAGGCCCUGCUGGCUCACUGCAUGAAGAGGGAGGCUGAGGAGGUGAUGGUUUACAGCAGUCACAGUGCCCAGAGCAAUGGCUUUCUCCAGACAGCAGGAAAAGGAGCCACUCCCACGGCCCACCGAGGGACCAACGACCUGCAGCUGGUCCGGGACGCCCUUCGCAGCCUCAGGAACAGCUUCAGUGGCCACGACCCCCAGCACCACACCAUCGACAGCCUGGAGCAGGGAAUCUCCAGCCUCAUGGAGCGCCUGCACCGCAUGGAGACCCAGAAGAGGCAAGAGAGAAGGGUGCGGGGGAAAUCACCAGCCAGCAGAGCAACCAACGAGUGCAGAGACUCCUGGCCUCCCAAAUCCAAGCUGCCUCACUCCCACAGCACCCCAGUGAUGAGCACCAGUGCCUGCACCAAAGUGCUGUACUUCACCGACCGCUCCCUCACCCCCUUCAUGGUCAGCAUACCAAAGAGGUUAGGGGAAGUGACCCUGAAGGAUUUCAAGGCAGCUAUUGAUCGUGAGGGAACCCACAGGUACCACUUCAAAGCCCUGGAUCCAGAGUUUGGCACAGUCAAGGAGGAGGUAUUCCAUGAUGAUGACGUCAUUCCUGGCUGGGAGGGGAAAAUUGUGGCCUGGGUGGAAGAAGACCACGGGGAGAACUAAUGGAGCUUCCAAGUCUUGUUGCUAUGGAAACCUGCGACUGGCUGCCGAGCUCCAAGGGUGACCAGCAAGGCGGUGAGAGCUGGGAGGAGGCCAACUCGAGCUGCCAAAAAAAACAGCCUCUCUGCAAACAACGGGUACUGCAUGUUGUCUGCGUGGACACCUGGCCCCUGACCCCCCAUGCCCAGGUGAAGGUGGUGUUCUGGGACUGAAAUGACGGGUCUGUGGGGAUGAAACACAUGGGCUUUGUCCUGUCAGCUAAACCCUGGAGGCCUUAAUGAUGCUCUGCUCCCUUCUCCUGCUCCCCCACCCCUGCAACAUGUGCUGCAGGCUCACCUGGGCAGUUCAAGUCUGGUUUCUUGUGCUGGUGUUACAUAAACAUGCACUGACGGCAAAAAAUGUGAAGCUUUGCCUUUGUGAGUCAGAACAAGCCGCUGGAUUACGGGAGCUGAAGGCUUGGACCACCUUUUGUCCUGGACUUGCACAUGCUGCAGGAGCAGAGUGGACUUUGGGGACAUUCCAGACUGACAGUACCUGUCCCGGGGAGGGAACAGUCUUCUGGAGGUUUUAUGCAUGGCCUGAAGCAAAGAUCAGUUUCUCCCAAACUCAGGCUCCCAUUUCCAGCCCUGCUUUCCCCCCUCGCUCUCCAAAGCUGUCCUGGCUCCCGAGGCCCUCGGGCUUCACUCUGUGUCCGUGGGGACUGGUGAUUUGCUGAAGGAUUUCACGUGUGGAACUGAGCUCUCCCUGCACUCCUGCCCUCUCCUCUGUCACCCCCUGUGCACAGGCAUCACUGUGCUGCUGUGCACUCACUGCCAGGGCCACCCUGCACUUACCCACACCGCUCCCCUGGGAUGCUGAACCCUGAAGGAUCAGGAAGCUUGGGAAAGAACAAGCCCUAAAAUCCCCGAGGGUGGGUCUUUUCCUCUUUGGUUUUCGUGGUUUUAUUUCUCUACGUUGCCUGUCUCUGCAGCCACUGUGGGCUUGGGAGGUCAAAUGGCAAGUCAGGGAAUGGGAAUGAGCGUUCCUGGUACCUGUGGCCCUUCCGUGGGUGAUCUGUGUGUGCUGUGCAUGAGGCUGGGACAAGGGGAACCUGGUUUUACUGUUUUAUAUUAACAUGUCCUUUUGUAAACAUGUUCUUGGAAUUAUUUUGUACUGAUUUACAUUUGUCUGAGGACUGUGGAUAUUUUUAUACUAGUGCAAGUGCUCUCUGUACAUUUCUGCACGCAUUAUACUGUGUUUUACUCAUUUCCUAGUGGAUGCUGAAAUGUUUUGUAUUGUCUUCUGUUAACACAACACUGGGCUUGUAAAUCUUAUAUAUUUAAUUUUUUUUACUACGGAAA
Chiroxiphia lanceolata (lance-tailed manakin) is the source of this 3611-nucleotide messenger RNA. It is a transcript of the gene DIXDC1, whose product is annotated as DIX domain containing 1. Gene Ontology annotation, biological process: canonical Wnt signaling pathway. Gene Ontology annotation, molecular function: protein binding. The transcript has 20 exons. Gene Ontology annotation, cellular component: cytosol. The record is from RefSeq and is a predicted model, not a curated record. NCBI's taxonomy places the organism in Eukaryota, Metazoa, Chordata, Aves, Passeriformes, Pipridae. Bases 205 to 2274 code for a protein of 689 amino acids.